AUGGGCAGCGCCGCCGAACGCUCCCCUUCGGUUCCGGCUCUAGAAUUGGAGAUCGAUCUCCAUCGUGAGCAAAUCCAAGAGGUGCAAGAAACCUUGGCUGCUUUUUCAGUCCAAACCGAUGAAUUUAAAACGUCACUGAGCACCGCCAUUGCUUCCCUCACCCAGCAACAGUCUUCCUUUCAACAAACCAUCAUGGAAGUCAUCACUCGUCUCCCACCUGUUGUCACCCAACCUUCUCCCUCCUCCACGGCUUCUCCGGUCACCAUUCCCUUUGGUUCUUUCACCGUACCCCGCUUCCCUCCUCUCUGCUCUACUCCCCCUGUUCCUACAGCCCCGCCACUUCUUUCACAUGUCCCUUCAUUUUCCACUACACCUCCCUACAUCAGUACCCCCUUCCCCACCUCCCUUCCUCCCCACCACAACACCCACAUACCAGUCACCCGUAUCUUCCCACCCCCCCAUCUUUCUUUUUCUUCCACUUCCCUACCCCCACAUAUCCCACCCUCCACUUUCGCCACCCCAUCCCAGCUCAAAACCCCCAAAAUUGACCUCCAACGGUUUUCUGGGAAGGACCCAUAUGCUUGGUUAAUCACCGCAGAGCGAUACCUGGAUUUACACGAGAUUCCAACUCACUUAAAAGUUAAGGUCGCUGCUGUUCAUAUGAUUGAUGAUGCAGCUUUGUGGAUGCAAUGGUUUGAGAAUCGUUUUCCGUCGGCAUCUUGGACAUCUUUCUCUGAAGCCCUCCUUGCUCAUUUCGGCUCCGGUGACUCCUUGGAUGUAACCUCUGAUCUGUCCCAUAUCCAACAAACUGGUUCUUUGGAUGAUUGUAAUAUCGAAUUUGUUCGCCUUUCUUGCCGAGCUCUCGAUUGGACAGAUGACCAGUUGAAAGGAGUUUAUGUAGGCGGCCUCGCACCAGAUCUUCGUGGUGAUGUUAUUGUUCAGAAUCUAGCAACCCUUCAUGAGGCUAAGCGGCUUGCCCACGCAUUUCACAAUCUUCGUUUGUUCCAGCGGUCUAUGGCACGCUCCUCUUUCAGCCGCCCUACUAAUUCCUCCUUGUCAAGACAGGACCAACCGGCCCCACUCCAUCCUACUUUACCACCGGGUUCUCCACCCAUCUGUCGCCUCACUGCUGCUGAAAUUCAGGAUCGCCGCGCAAAGAAUUUAUGUUUUAACUGUGACGAACCUUUUCGUGCCGGUCACCGGUGUAAACGGCCACAACUUCUCAUGGUAGAGGCUGAUUGGGAGGCUUCUGAUGACUCUUUUGAGGAACUCAUUACCCACGAAAUUGCCCAUGGUCCUGACUCCACUCCCCAACCAGCCUUAGACAAUGACCCGAUCAUUUCCAUCCAUGCAUUAACUGGCACACCUCGGACCCGCACCAUGCGCCUCCAGGGCCAAAUUGGCAACACGGGCCUCACUGUCUUUAUAGAUACUGGAUCUACUCACAAUCUAUUAAACUCCCACUUGGCUAAACGCUUGGGCUUGCAGAUUGAUACUUCUACACCACCCAGGAAAAUUCAGAUUGCUAAUAAUGACUUCAUCCACACAAAGGGGCUGGUCCAUCAAGUUCACAUCAAUCUUCAAGGUUAUGAAUUGUUUACUGAUUGUUAUUUGCAUGCAGUUUCGGGUUGCGACCUCAUUUUAGGGGCAGAUUGGUUAGACACUCUGGGUUUGAUUGGAUGGCAUUUUAAAAACAAAACCAUGGUGUUCAAGGUUGAUGGUCAAGUCCAUCGCUUGGUGGGCCAAACAGACCCACCCGUUACUUUUGUGGACUGCCACUUGUUGACUCAUCUUUCAGCCCAAGCCCAGCAAGGCAUGUUAGCCCAAUUGAUAGCCAUUGAAGACCUGCCAGUUCCACCCUCUUCUCCACCCCCUGCAAUUCAACAGUUGCUCCUCCAGUACAAUGACCUAUUCUCUCCACCAGCUGCCUUACCACCCCACCGUUCAAUCGACCACAAGAUUCCACUAAUUCCAGGGGCAACGCCGGUCAAUGUCAGACCCUACAGAUAUCCCCACUUUCAGAAACAUGAAAUUGAGACCUUGGUGAACGAGAUGUUAGAGACAGGGGUAGUUCAACCAAGUAGUAGUCCAUACUCCUCCCCAGUCCUUCUGGUUAAAAAGAAAGACAAUGGUUGGCGCCUUUGUGUUGAUUAUAGGGCCUUGAAUGCCGUCACGGUCAAAGAUCGAUUUCCAAUCCCAGUUAUUGAUGAGCUCCUCGAUGAGUUGCACGGAGCUGUGAUCUUCUCUAAAUUAGACCUUCGUUCUGGCUAUCAUCAAAUCCGAAUGCAUCCGUCGGAUAUAUCGAAAACAGCCUUUCGCACUCACGAUGGUCAUUACGAAUUUCUUGUCAUGCCGUUUGGUCUAUCAAAUGCGCCGUCAACAUUUCAGGCCCUCAUGAACGAUAUUUUCAGGCCCUAUCUUCGUAAGUUUGUUCUUGUUUUCUUUGACGACAUUCUCAUUUACAGUACCUCUGUAGCUGAGCAUUUGGUGCACUUGACCUCUGUUUUUGAUGUCCUAAGUAAACACAGGCUGCAUUUGAAACUGUCCAAAUGUGCUUUUGGCCAAACUACUAUCCAUUAUUUGGGUCAUGUGCUUUCUAGUGAAGGUGUGGCAGUAGACCCUUCAAAAAUCCAGUGUAUUGUGGAUUGGCCUCAACCGAAGGGUUUGAAAUCUUUGCGAGGUUUUUUGGGUCUCACAGGCCCUCUAUGUCUCCGCCCUUUUCCUCCACCAGCCCGAACCCAUCGUCCCAACUCGAUGUCUCCAAGUCCAAGGAAAAUGUCACCGUCACCAUCAAGUUUCGCCCCCUUAGGUACUGCUUCUUCUACGAUUGGGUUGUUGUUGAUGUGCUGUGCUGGAGGAACUCUGAAGUGGAGUUGGGUUGAGCAGCUUUCACUCAAACUUUUGACUUUGUAUCAUCAGCCUUAUUGUGUCAAGAUGCCCUUAUAG
Messenger RNA from Prunus avium (sweet cherry), 2946 nucleotides. The record is from RefSeq and is a predicted model, not a curated record. Lineage: Eukaryota; Viridiplantae; Streptophyta; Magnoliopsida; Rosales; Rosaceae.